AUGCCUCAUAUACUCGUAACCGGUGCUUCCGGCUUUCUAGGACAAGCAGUUGUGACGGCAAUACAAAACAUACAUCCGGACUGGACUCUGACAAACCUGGAUUUACGACCACCGCCACGUCCUCAACCUGGUGUGGAUUACAUACAAGCAGAUAUAACGCAAGCUUCUGAAGUGGAUGUUGCCAUUCGCAAAGCCAACCCUGAUGCGAUAGUCAAUGUAGCUGGUUGGGUACCUAAUGGCAGCCUACGCUACAGCAAUUCAAAGACUCUAAGGGACAAAGUUUUUGCCAUUAACCAUCUCGGAACUCUGAACGUCCUUUCUGCAGCUCAAAAGACGAAAUGCAAAGCAUUUGUGCACACGUCAAGCUGUACAGUGGUGUCAGAUGAUCUAGAUCAUGAUUAUCCGAAUAUGACUGAGGAUUUACCGAUCGGUCAUGCUACUCUGGCUUAUGGAGCGAGUAAAGCACCUGGUGAACUCGCCGUCCUCGCUGCAAAUACUACGGACUUUAAGGCGUGUGCUUUGCGCCCCGCAACCAUCAUCGGACCAGGAGACAGCUACGGAGUGAUCGCUACAAUUCACGCAUGUAUCGCUAAGGGCGAAACACCAUGGAUAAUAGGAACAGGCGAUAACAUGUACGACUUCGUGUACAUCACAAACGUUGCAGACGCCCACCUUCUCGCACUUGAAAACCUCCUCUCUACCAAACCUUUCCCUGAGCCUGCAGCUGGCCAUGCAAUGUUCGUAUCCAAUCAGCAACCUGUAUACUUCCGCGAUUUCAUGCUGGCUAUUUGGAAGCAUUUUGACCAUGUUCCGCCGUUUCAGUUUGUCGUGCCUACAUCUUUGGCCUGGGUUGCUGGUCUCAUGGCCGAAAUUGUAUCGUGGGCUUCUGGAGCAACAGCGAGUACAUUAAGUCGAGGAAGUGUCAAGGAUGCUGUAGGAACUAGAUAUGCCAGUAACGAAAAAGCGAGACGAUUGUUAGGCUACUACCCACGAGUUGAUUUUGUGGAUGCUGUCCGGUUGGCUUGCGAGGACUACAAAAGCAUCAUGGCAGAGAAGGGGAAGAUUGGUGGUCAUGGUGUCAAGGGUGGCUAG
This is a messenger RNA of Aureobasidium melanogenum CBS 110374, 1092 nucleotides long. Its product is annotated as NAD(P)-binding protein. The record is from RefSeq and is a predicted model, not a curated record. Gene Ontology annotation, biological process: steroid biosynthetic process. Bases 1 to 1092 code for a protein of 363 amino acids. The transcript is spliced from 2 exons. Gene Ontology annotation, molecular function: 3-beta-hydroxy-Delta5-steroid dehydrogenase (NAD+) activity. Lineage: Eukaryota; Fungi; Ascomycota; Dothideomycetes; Dothideales; Saccotheciaceae.